AGCUCUCCUCGCCGGGCGCCCCGCGUCCAGCCUCCUCGCCAGGAUGCGCAGCGCCCAGGCGGGGCGCUCGCUGGCCGACACGGUGGCGCUGGUGACGGCCUCCACCGAAGGAAUCGGCUUGGCCAUUGCACGCCGGCUGGCCCAAGACGGGGCCCAUGUGCUGGUGAGUAGCCGCAAGCAGGCCAACGUGGACCGAACAGUGGCCGAGCUGCAGGCCGAGAAACUCAGCGUGUCAGGGUUGGUGUGCCACGUGGGGAAGGCAGAAGACAGGCAGCGCCUCGUGGACACGGCACUUGAGCGCUACGGGGGAAUUGAUAUUUUGGUCACCAACGCAGCCGUGAACCCGUUUUUUGGAAGCAUCUUGGAUGUCCCGGAAAACGUCUGGGACAAGAUAUUGGAUAUCAACGUAAAAGCCACCGCCUUGCUGGUCAAUCUGGUAGUCCCUCACAUGGAGAAGAGGGGAAGCGGCUCCAUUGUUAUCGUAUCGUCUAUUGCUGGAUAUACGCCACUUCCAGGCCUAGGGCCUUACAACGUCAGCAAGACAGCUCUCUUGGGCUUGACUCACAACCUCGCCAUUGAACUGGCUUCCCGCAAUAUCCGCGUCAACUGUCUGGCGCCCGGCCUGAUCCGCACGAAAUUCAGCUCGGCCUUAUGGCAGGAUGAAAACUCAGAGGCCAGAAUACUGGAAGCCCUGCGGAUAAAGAGGAUUGGAGUCCCAUCUGACUGCUCUGGCAUCGUCUCUUUCCUUUGCUCUGCGGACGCCGACUACAUCACGGGGGAGACGUUUGUGGUGGCUGGUGGGGCCCCAUCCCGUCUCUGAUCAGGGGGUCGUGAUGUCUUCCUGUUCAGCUAUGAUGAUGGAGAGAUGAUUGUCCAAUGGUGCCCCAGAAAUAAGAAGUAGGGUUAAUUGGGGGGGGGGUGUCACAGGAACUCACAGAUGAUUGUUGCUGGAUCAGCUUGCUUCAAGGGAGACGGAGGUUCGCUCUCCUGAGAAGAGGUGGUGGAGAAAAAAAAAGUGCCAUUCUUCUAACUUGUUGGGGUCUCAUUUCGGGUUUUAUGUGCAAAGAAAUGAGGUCAUUGAGUGCGGCUGAGUUUUAGGAAUUCCUUUUCACACAUGCAUGGAGACCCCGUGUGCACUCUUGCUUUGGAUCGAGCUCUGGGUCCUGUUGAGUGAAAGGUGGCGUAUCGGGGGGGGGGGGCCAUCUUGGUUUCUCCAACUUCACACCUUUGGGUUGAUGGGACGUGGGAGGGUUCCCCAAUGCUUCAUGGCCUUCCCUAUGAAAUUAGGAGGGGAUCUUUCCAGGGGGGACUUCUGUGGGGACCCCUGGUGGAACCGUGUUGGAAAAAGGGGAGCAAGAUCUGGAGGACUCGAUCCCAGAUUGGGGGAACGGCUGUGACAAGGAUCUGGGGAGAAGGGAGAUUUGGGGGGGGAUUUGGGGUGGUGCUCAUUCUCUGCCUUCAGUGCCUUGUGGCUUUUAAUUCAAAUAAAGAUACCUUUUGAAUCGCCAA
Molecule: messenger RNA, 1509 nt
Organism: Python bivittatus (Burmese python)
Lineage: Eukaryota; Metazoa; Chordata; Lepidosauria; Squamata; Pythonidae
Product: dehydrogenase/reductase SDR family member 4-like
Molecular function (GO): carbonyl reductase (NADPH) activity
Source: RefSeq, a predicted model, not a curated record